AUGAUGGGCGCGGAGACGACUCCCAGCUUCGGAUCGCCGCCGCCCAGGGAGGAGAUGGAGAGUCUCGUCCUCACGGAUGACCAGUCGACGUACCGCAGCGCUAUGUCUUCGUCUUCUCUUCCAGACGACCGCCACCCGCUGUCGGCUGUCCCCGUCUCCCUCGACGCUGGCGAUCCACUCCUGUCUCCUCCCCCGCCGGUGCUCCAGGGCCCUAGCUCUCCGUCCUCAUCCUUCCUUGACCCACCGUCCUACGCCGAUGUGAUCUUCAGUCCCUUCGGGGGGGAAAAUGGCCAGUCCUCUGAGCACCUGUCCCUCGAUGGGGAUUCUUCUUCCAGAUCCGACCAUUCGUCGAGCACAGGGUAUGCUAGAAUCACUGUUUCGGAACCCCUGAAGGAGCAGGAGACGACCAAUUCCCUGGUACCCGGAUCAAAUACCUACGUGACCUACCUGAUUACGACGAAGACCAUGGAUCCCGACCUUGGCGGUCCGUGUGAGGUCAGUAUCCGGCGGCGCUUCAGAGACGUAGUGACACUUUCUGAUCGACUUGCGGAGUCUUACCGCGGUUUUUUCAUUCCGCCCCGGCCGGAUAAGAACGUGAUGGAGAGCCAGUUGAUGCAGAAGCAGGAGUUUGUGGAGCAACGUCGAUCUGCCUUAGAGAAGUACCUCCGCAGGCUGGCAGCGCACCCAGUGAUCGGGAAAAGUGAUGAACUUAGAGUGUUCCUUCAAGCGCAAGGAAAGCUGCCUCUGCCAACGACGACAGAUGUCGCGUCGAGGAUGCUGGAUGGAGCGGUGAGGCUGCCCAAACAAUUAUUUGGGGAGCCUGGAAUGGGCUAUGUCGCACCACAGGAAGUGGUGCAGCCGGCCAAGGGCGGUAGGGAUCUGCUGAGAAUUUUUAAGGAACUUAGGCAGUCGGUGGCGAAUGAUUGGGGAGGUAUGAAGCCCCUGGCUGUGGAGGAAGAUAAAGAGUUUCUGGAGAGGAAGGAGAAGAUGCAGGAUCUGGAGCAGCAGCUUAGCAUUGCUUCCCAGCAGGUAAAUUUACAUCACUAGAGUUCACUCUCUUGGCCUAAAAUUUUUCCCUUGUAAGUUUACAUUCACCUUGUAAUCUCAGAAUUCGGGAAUCGACAUAUCUCUUGCUUGAAUGUCAAACAAAACCCCGAAUAUAUUCCCAGGUUUCAUUGCAUGUGAUCAUGCUUUAAUAUGUCGGAAUUUAUCCAAAGUAUGGUCGAGAAGGAGAAAUUUAUCAGUUGCUGAAAAAUGAACUGAUGAAAUGGUAAAGCAGACGCUGCAAUAAGAAAGGGUAUAAAAGCAGGAUUGAUGAAUUUUCUACACAAAUAAUUUUCCUUAUGAACUUUUUAGGCAAAGUAUCAUUUUAUAAAGACCUUUGUUCCAGUUAGUUUUCUUAUGAUUUCUCAUCCAGACAAGAAUCUGAAAUACGGCAAAUAAUAUUUUGCGCUGCUUACGUUUUAUUGAAUGAAGGAGUCUUUUAACAAUUAAGAGCAAUGGAGACCAUCAGAAAUGUUAUUUUUAUGUAAUGCUUUUAUCGGGUUCUUCUGAAUUUCAACUUAAAUAACUUUCCAAGCAGGCAUUAUUUGAAAUUUGACGUCUGUAGAAUGAACAUCUUCUUGUACUGAUUUCAUGUGUCCUACUUUUCUUUCCAUUCCACCUCUGCUCCCAUGCAACGUUUGGAAGGAAGGCCUUGUUCGGAUGGAUGGUUCAAUCUAAUUCAUAAGUCGCGAAUUUAUGUGAUGUACUCACUGAAUUUGUAACCGACAGUGCUACAAAAUUUGGUUAUCUAUGGAUAGAAAAUGCUGAAAUUUAGGAUGUCAUGCACUUAUCUGGAAGUUCAUUUGAGGAAAGUCCUAUUCCCGAGUUCAUAUUUUAAUAUUUUCGUCAGUGUAUCCUGUCUAGUCCUUCACAUGAUGUUAUUUCCUGUGUUCAGAAGUCUGCUUCUUUUUUGUUUCUUCAUGAACGCGAUAAUAUUUUUAUUUCAUCUUCAAUUCAGGCCGAAGCACUUGUGAAGGCUCAACAGGAUAUUGGAGAAACAAUGGGCGAGCUGGGAUUGACAUUCAUCAAGUUGACAAAGUUUGAAACCGAGGAGGCUGUAUAUAAUUCUCAGAGAAUACGUGCUGCUGAUAUCAGGCGUGUUGCCACUGCUGCUGUGAAAGCUAGCAGAUUCUAUCGGGAAUCAAAUGCACAUACUGUUAAACAUCUGGUAAUCAUAAGUCUCGCUAAAGAUUUGACAGUGCCACAUGGGCCAAUGUUUCUUGGUCUUUAGUGCUUAAAGUAUGCGAGAUGUUGAUCUGUCUUUUGUUAUUCUAUUUUGACAGGAUACCCUCCAUGAGUACCUUGGGCUAAUGUUAGCCGUUCACAGUGCUUUCUCAGAUCGCUCUAGUGCAUUAUUGACCGUUCAAACACUUCUAUCCGAGCUAUCUUCCUUGCAAGCAAGGGCUGAAAAACUUGAAGCUGCAACCUCAAAAAUAUUUGGUGCUGAUAAGUCUAGAGUCCGCAAGAUGGAAGAAUUGAAAGAAACCAUUAGAACGACUGAAGAUGCUAAACUUGUUGCACUCAGAGAGUAUGAGCGCAUCAAGGUAGUAUGUCAUCUCCUUUGAAUAUCUACAAAGUAUAGUAACUUGUUACUUGUAGCUUUUAAUAUAAUAAUAUCUCAUAGGAUAUGGAGAAGCUAUUUUCAUUUUCCUCUGCUCUAAUUUUAAUGCUAGAUCUCGUGUACAUAAGCACAAGGGUCAAUCCUGAACCUGAUGCUAGAUCGAUUCUAGUGCACAUUGCAUCCUUACUAAUAUAAAUAAAUAAAUGGCUGUCGUAGAAUCAUUUUUCUCCAUUUUUCGCUGUGAAAACUUCUUGGUUCAUCAUCCCAUUCACUUCAUAUAAAUGUUCUUGGACUCUCACAGAUCUUGCUCAUGUACGUGACAAUUAAAAAUCUGAUCCUCUAACCCUAUUGGCAGGAUUAAGUGAAUUAGCUGUUGUAAUUUAUGCUGAAAAUACAAAAGUUCUGAGAAAUGAAGGUGUCUGACGUUGUGUUCAAUGGACUUUCUGGAGAGUUGCACGUGUAGAUUCGCUUCUGUUCUUCCUUGUACUCAUAAUCUCAUCCCGUGAAUGCAAAUAAGGUUAAUGAAUAAAAAAUUCAAAGGGUAAGAUUCUCCAAGCUAAUAGGCUUUUGGAGGUGGAAGUGUUUUUUCCUUUGAAAUAGUGAUCUAGUUAAUAGCCAUUUGUAUUCGAACUUGAUGAUGCCCAUGCUAUUUGUUGAAAGUUUCUAGUGAUAUUGAGAAAGUAAGUUUCAUAGAUACUUUAUGGUUCAAAAAUUGCACGAAUAAGGCUUUUAUUCCAAAGAAAAUUGAAGGAUGUUAGAACAGGGAAAAAUAACAGGUUUACAUGAGAGAAAUUCGUUUAAGCUUUAUUAGGUCAUGAAUAAUCUGCUAGUGAAUGCGUGCUAUAUUAGCCCAGAUCACUACAGUCUUCAGAUCUUGCUCAGAUUUAGUAGACAGUAGGAAUUGAAUAAUUGAACAAAAGGAAGAGGCAACAGAGCAGCAUCAGUGAAGGAAUGAUGCUGUAUUAUGGAUCGAAAAAAAAUAAUGGAAAUGAAGGAAAGAGAUUGCGAACUGUUGCGUCAGAUAGAAAUAAACAGAAUAAUCACUAAAUGUAUAUGUUCGAGUAUGAGAAAUUCUUUGCCGGAAGAAUCAACGUCAUGGGUGGACUAUUGUUGUAAGGGAUACGUCCCUAGUGUGUGGUGCCUGCCAUACUACGGUUUCUUUAUGAUUAUCUAGUUGCAUAUAAACAGAGACCAACUUCUCCCCCCCUCCUCACCCAAUCCAAAAGAGAGGAAGAAAAGUCAGUGUUUUCUGCUUUCUUUGAGGUCAUCUUUUACCUUGAUCCGAUGUCCUAUUCGAUAUUUAGCAGAAAAUUACAACCUUACCACUGGAAUGCUGUUAUCCAUGUGUACUUACAAUCUAUUAUCACACAACAGAAUUUAAAGAUAUUUGCUUGAGAAAGAAAUUUCGAUGCCAUCCCUUUCCCGUCCUUGUCGAAUUCUCAAAAUGCUAGAAACUGAAGCAAUUACUCGAGUCAGAACAUAUGCGAACCUUCCUGACAAUUUGAAAUUGUCUUUUCCCGGCAUCUGCAAUCUCCUAAUAAAGUUGGUUACGAGUAAUUAACAAUAAAGUGGAACUUUGGAUCCGCAAGCAAUAGCCGUCAUCUUUAACUGCACGACAAACAUUACGCAGUACCGUCUGUUUGGGGCAUGAUCAAGUAGUUAAUAAAAAGUUGUGUCAGAUUUCAUCACAGACGCUCUCAACCUACAUUAUUGAUGAUGCUGGCUUCAUACCCAGGGCCCUAUCCUGCCUCACUGGUUUUGUACGUAUAUAUACUUAGAAGGUCUACUUAGACUUUGAAAGACUCUUUGCUGAACGCAAAGUAGAUAUUGCUGAACGCAAAGACUCUCUUGCUGAAAGACUUCAUAUUGACUAAUAUAUUUACUCUUAAAAUUGGGUAUUGCCGAUUCUAAAUAGAUUGUGUUAGUUUCAACGUUGUUCCUUUAAGUCCUUGUUAUUUCGGCCUACCUUCAAGCUGUUUUUGGUAGAUGACAUGACUUAUUCUUGGGAACAGAUAAUUUGUUUCCUUAGGAGGAAACCCCCCUUAGAUCACACGUUAUCCUCAUUCGGCAUUGUCAUUGCCUGUGAAGAUAAAAAUUUGAUAUGAUCAGGACUACCCUCUAUGCUGGUAACAAUUUGAGGGGAUCUCACGUCAGUGUUUCCUGUUAGCCCCUAUGCUGGAACGAUAUACCCUCUGGCUUAGGAAUUUGGAAACUUGAAACCUUGGAUACUCGCCUCUAGCCUUUUCUAUUCUUCAAGCUUGCAUGUGAAGAUCAAUCCCAGGCUUUUUUGGGCCCUAUCUCCUUCAUUGAGAUUCUCUUGAAAUGGGAGUUGGAAUUCUAGGGUGAUUGGAAACAAUUGUGAAUGAUCCGUCAUGCUGCUCACAGACCUUUUCUUUUCCUUGGGGCUGGAGUGCUUCUUUAUUGUUCAUCUAUGCCGAUGAGUCCAUUGGGAGCAUUGUAAUAAUGCGAGGGAUCAGAUUAUAAUGUGAGAGUUUUCAAAAGAAUGUGUAUUGUAGUUGUAUGGCCAUUAUGUGUUUAUCUUUUUAAUUGUUUUGUGGGCACCUUCAAGUGUGAGCAUGCAUCCCUUUUCUUAAAAUGUACAGUAGAUGUGCACCCCUUGAAAUUUAAUUUUAUCAAGCAAUUUUCCGUGAAUUUUUUGUGCGAAUCAAAGAAAACUGCCACAACAAUGCAGGAAAACAAUCGAAGUGAACUCGAGAGGCUUGACAGAGAUAGGCACGAUGAUUUCCUGGGCAUGUUGAAAGGGUUUGUAAUUAAUCAGGUAUUGAUCUAUACCCAUGAUGAUAUCCUAGUUUUUACUGAUAUCGUUUCAUAUUUUUUCCAUCUUUUCUUGUUAUCUGCCAUCUAUUUUGCAUCCGGAUGUCUUUGAGGGCUAAUUCUAGACGAUUUUCGUCUGCAAUGAAUGGUUUUUAUGAUAGAUAAAUCAGUUAUUGACUUCUCACUGACCGGAUGGGAAACAAUAGUUGAAAUUUUACCAUAAAAGGAUGAAAGGAGGUUCUGAAUUUCUUCAAAUUAGCUGGAGUUUACUUACUAACGAUGCAGAAAUAAAUAGAGGGAUGAACGAGAUGGAACUGGGUUUUUUUUCUGUUUCCCUGCUGAAUCUUAUGAAUGUCUAAUUAUCACUGGUGAGGUUAUCUAAAACAUUAGUUCCCACCAGGUAAAUGACCUCAUAGAGAGCGACCAGUCCCAACACAAAAAACAUUCCAUCAUAUGAUAGAGAGCCCAUUGCCUGAUUUUAAUAGACUCUGCCGGAUAAAGGUUAUGUGAUAUGUUCAUCUGCUGUGAGCCACGGUUUUAGGCUUGAUGCAGUAGUUCUUCAUCUCAGAUGUCAUCAACUCUGUUGAUCAGAAUUCUGGCGCGUGGUGCCUCUGACCAGGGGGUCCUGUGCAACAAAUCAUCAAGUACCUGCGAGUUCUCCUUCCGAUAAUGUUUUAUAUGUUCAAGGCAGGUUCUCCUGCUGUGGCAUGUUCAACACAUUUUCUGACGGAUACUGGACAUUUAGAAAAUGAUGCAUAUCCAUGCAGAAAUGGUCGGAUAGCCUAGAUUAUGUGGUCUACCAUGAUGAGCAGGUCCACCUUGGCUUCCGGGGACGAAUCAAUGAGAUUAAGAUUCAGGGGAGGACGUCGAGCUCUGGGCAUCAAUACCAGAAGGGGAGGGGUUCUAAUUGCUAGAGGGUUUUAGAUUACUAAUCUGGGUAAGUGCCGUCAGGGGAGACGUGCAACUGGGACUACAUCUCUUGAUGAAUUCCUCUCGAAAAGAACACAGAAGAACCAUUGCUCACCUCCAGCGAAGUACCCGGCUUCUCUAUGUGGCAAAUAAAUCUACAAUGAUUCUUGUCUCCCCAUAGCAGACCAUGCCAUGCCAGAUACAGCAUCUCAAGCUUCGCUCUCAGGUGAGGAGGGCACCCGGCGCGGCUAGACGUGAUCAUGGAGCAUCUCACGUUAUUGCCCACCAUGUUCUUUCUGCAUUUCAUUUGAGCUUCGUCCGAGACUUCGCUUUGGAGCCGCUUUAGAAUCUUACGGCCCUUUCAUUGUCUCGAGAGGAGAUCUUGCAGCCCAGAAGCUGCUUUUGGCUGACACAGGGCUUAAACUCUGAUUAUCUCACCUCGUCUGCUCAAUAGGUCGGAUACGCCGAGAAGAUAGCGGAUGUGUGGGAGGCGGUCGCACAGGAGACGAGCUCGUAUGCGAAACAGAGCCAGUAG
Molecule: messenger RNA, 6824 nt
Organism: Spirodela intermedia
Lineage: Eukaryota; Viridiplantae; Streptophyta; Magnoliopsida; Alismatales; Araceae
Source: the annotation of a GenBank genome assembly